AUGAAUGGGGACUUGAGUCUCUCUCGAGCCCUCGGCGGAUUACGAAUCGCUAACCCUGACGACGCUGCCGACGCUGCGCUCAACAACCUUACUCCUGUCACUGACGAAUCGGCCAGAGUUGACCCCAACUUCAAUCCGACUCAUCACCCCGACACCCACGGGGAACCUGCCUCGCUGGAAGGGGGCAAUGGCUUGAUAAACAAGCGACUUCAUUCCGCCGAUGCGGCAAACCCGGGCUUUACAGUUACAGUGCACCAGCAGCAGGUGCCUGCUCCGAUCCCAGCGCGAGAUGAUUCUUUGGCCAACUACCAGCUCGUUCAUCCGGGAGAACAGACCGAGCCGGCUCAGUACGAGUACGACGGCGGCAUUCCGUUUUCGAAAGGCUCGGCAAGUGCGCCUGCUUGCUAUGCUGCCCCCUCGGGGAGCGGUAUCGCGUCCAGUGCAACAACAACAAGCUCGAUGCCGCCACAGCUGUCCAGCGAGGACUGGAAAGAUCGAGGAGCCGCCGUGGGGCUCCGUCGCGAAGUUGAUCGAUCAGGCCGUUUUGUCGUUCGGCAAAUCAAGAAAGGCGUCCGUGAUUUUUCGUUUGGCCGCGUUUUAGGCGAAGGCUCGUACAGCACGGUAUAUCUGGCCACCGACAGGCAGACCUUGAAGGAAUACGCCAUCAAAGUGCUCGAAAAGAGACACAUCAUCAAAGAAAAGAAGAUCAAAUACGUCAAUAUUGAAAAGAAUACGCUUAAUCGCCUCACAGAGCAUCCGGGCAUCGUUCGCCUCUACUACACGUUCCAAGACGAGACGUCGCUGUACUACGUGCUCGAUCUCUGCAAUGGUGGCGAGCUGCUCGGCGUCUUGAAAAAAACGGGCACGUUUGACCUGGAAUGUGCCAGGUUCUACGGAGCUCAGAUCCUCGAUGCUAUUGAUUAUAUGCACUCUCGUGGUGUAAUACACCGUGACCUCAAGCCGGAAAACGUGCUGUUGGACGACCAGAUGCACGUCAAGAUUACAGACUUUGGCACCGCCAAACUUUUACAAGACCCGCGCGAGCCUCAAAACCCCAACUCUCUGGGUCGAGGCGGCCACCCUCCUGGCCCGUUGCCGCGAGAAACUGACAAUGACGGGCGCGCCGCUUCCUUUGUCGGCACCGCCGAGUAUGUCAGCCCCGAGCUCCUGACUCACAAAAUGGCCGGCAAGGCUAGCGACCUGUGGGCCUUUGGCUGCAUAAUGUACCAGCUGCUUGCUGGACGGCCACCCUUCAAGGCCGGCAGUGAGUAUCUCACUUUUCAGAAGAUUGUGGGUCUUGAAUACGAUUUCCCGCCCGGCUUUCCCCCGUCUGCCCGGGACCUUGUGGAAAGGUGUUUGGUGCUAGAGCCUGCGAGGAGGUUGACCAUAGAUCACAUCAAAAACCAUGAGUUCUUUGACGGGCAGCUGUUCGGAAAGGGCCUUUGGCGAGUAAAGGCACCUCGACUGAGACCAUACAUGCCCCCCCCACAGGAGCCCACCAUCAUACAACUAAACGGCGGCGUAGCCUCACCAGCUGGGCCCUCAAACAGCAAGUCCAACCUGCUCAGAUCGAUGGCUCAACCCCAGCGCAGCGGUUCAGCGUCUGGUAACCGGCCUGCCAGAAUCAUUACCGAACUCCCACCUCCUACGCAACUAGACAUCGAAUGGUCCCCGGUACUGAACAGAAGCAACGAGCGCAUCUUAAAACUCGGGGAUCUCAUGGUUGUCUCGAGCCCUCUGGUGAACAACCUUAAUAGGAAAGGAUCCGACGAGGGACACAAGAAGCUGUCGCGUUUUUUUGGUGGCAGCACAACCAAGAAGAGGCAGCGGCUCGUCAUGGUAACCUCAAGCGGGCGUAUUGUGCUCGCUCCUGCCGGAGGAGAGGAGAAAAGGGCAAAACAGGAGAUAUCGCUGCUGUCGCCAGAGGCAUCGUGGAGAACUCAGCGUGACGCGAAAGGACAACUUGUCUGGUGUGUCGAUGCCUGCGGCUAUCGUUACACGUUUGAAGAGACCAAGUCGUCGCCAAACGCUGACGAGGGGAGACCCUCUGCAGAGGAAUGGGUCGAAUGCCUGGAAUUGGCCAAGGACAUGGCGCUAUCUCAAACCACAAAUGCGCAUGGUGAUGAUGCGCCUUUUGGCGAGAUUUCCUCGACAGUAUCGAGCCCGGCAAGCACACUCGGCAGCAGGGCUCAGUAUCCUCCCGAUGGUUACGGUGCCAACGAUCGAAGUGGACGGGGCCGUCACGAGGAAGCCACUUCGAAAAGAAACAGAUUCAGCAAAAGACAGUCCCGGAACGGUCUCGGACCCGCAUUUUAA
Ustilaginoidea virens is the source of this 2316-nucleotide messenger RNA. RefSeq lists its product as uncharacterized. Gene Ontology annotation, molecular function: ATP binding; protein serine/threonine kinase activity. The transcript is spliced from 2 exons. The record is from RefSeq and is a predicted model, not a curated record. Lineage: Eukaryota; Fungi; Ascomycota; Sordariomycetes; Hypocreales; Clavicipitaceae. Bases 1 to 2316 code for a protein of 771 amino acids. Gene Ontology annotation, biological process: intracellular signal transduction; peptidyl-serine phosphorylation.